This is a messenger RNA of Jatropha curcas, 3974 nucleotides long. Its product is annotated as protein SEMI-ROLLED LEAF 2. The record is from RefSeq and is a predicted model, not a curated record. NCBI's taxonomy places the organism in Eukaryota, Viridiplantae, Streptophyta, Magnoliopsida, Malpighiales, Euphorbiaceae.
UAUGGCGCCGGCUCUCAUUACAAUUUUUAGACAGAGAAUUUUGGUUUUUAAAGAGAGAAAGAGACUCAUUAUAUUUAGCGGUGAUCGAAAUGCUGGAAUAUCGGUGCCUCAUUUGCAUGGCUUAGAGCGAUUUGCAGCCUCUGGUCAGCUCUUCUUGGUUCUGGUCAGGAGGCUGAUAGUUCAAUUUGAGGGCUGCCUAUUUGAGUUUGAAUCUUUCUUUCCCUUCUUGGUGCCAAAACCUGACUUUGUUUGGUUUUAGAAGGGAAAGAAAGAAAGCAAUUAAGGGAAAAUCGAUCUUUUGUAUUUUACGGAUUUGCUGAAUAGAUUUGGAAUCUGAACAUGAGUGUAGUUUCUGGUGUAAUUUCGAGGCAAUUAUUGCCCGCAUGUGGUAGUCUUUGUUUCUUUUGCCCUGGUCUGAGGGCAAGGUCCAGACAGCCAAUCAAGAGGUACAAGAAGAUCAUUUCUGGUAUUUUUCCCCGAAACCAGGAGGAUGGUCCUAAUGAACGGAUGAUUGGGAAACUAUGUGAAUAUGCUUCAAAAAAUCCUUUGCGCAUCCCAAAGAUCACAAAUUCUCUUGAACAAAGGUGUUACAAGGAACUGAGGAAUGAGAACAUUCACUCUGCCAAAAUUGUGAUAUGCAUUUACAGGAAAUUGUUGACCUCUUGUAAGGAGCAAAUGCCUCUGUUUGCAAGCAGCUUAUUGAGCAUUAUGCAUAUUCUACUGGAUCAAACACGACAGGGUGAACUACAACUUAUAGGAUGUGAUACUCUUUUUGACUUUGUAAAUAAUCAGAAGGAUGGAACUUUCAUGUUUAAUUUAGAAGGCUUUCUUCCUAAACUCUGUCAGUUAGCUCAAGAGGUAGGAGAAGAUGAUAGAGCAAAAAAUCUACGUUCAGCGGGAUUGCAAGCCCUCUCUUCAAUGAUUUGGUUUAUGGGUGAACACUCUCAUAUUUCAGUGGAGUUUGACAAUAUUGUUUCAGUCGUCCUGGAAAAUUAUGAAGGUUCUGUGAAAAAUUCUGUGAACCUUGACGGUGACAAACAAGAUCCUCCAGAUAGGUGGGUGCAAGAAGUGCUAAAAAAUGAAGGUCAUGCGAUUCAUGCCAAUCCUCAACCAGAUUCUAUGACAAGGGUUCCUUCUUGGAGGACAGUUGUAAAUGAAAAAGGAGAAGUAAAUGUGACAGCGGAAGAUGCACAGUCUCCCAGCUUUUGGUCCAGGGUCUGCUUGUAUAACAUGGCUCAGCUAGGGAAGGAGGCCACAAACAUUCGCCGUGUAUUGGAAUCUUUGUUCCGUUACUUUGACUUUACGAAUUUAUGGUCUCUUGAUUAUGGUGUUGCCUACCCAGUUUUAAAGGAUAUGCAGUUGCUAAUGGAAAAUUCUGGGCAAAAUACACAUGUUCUGUUGUCCACAUUGAUUAAGCAUCUUGAUCACAAAAAUGUCCUUAAACAACCCAACAUGCAGCUUGAGAUUGUUGAGGUUACCACCUCUCUUGCUCGAGAUGCAAAGGUAGAGUCUUCCAUGGCAAUAAUGGGUGCAGUGAGUGAUGUUAUGAGACAUUUGCGGAAAAGCAUACAAUGCUCUCUUGAUGAUGCAAAUAUGAGUGAUGACAUAAAAAUUUGGAACAAAAAGUUUGGAGAAGCAUUGGACAAAUGCCUUGUGGAAUUAUCAUAUAAGGUUGGAGAUGCUGGCCCAAUUCUUGAUGUUAUGGCUGUGAUGUUGGAAAAUAUCUCUACUGUUACGGUUAUGGGCAGAACGACAAUUUCAGCUGUUUAUCGCACUGCUCAAAUUGUAGCUCAAAUACCAAAUUUGUCCUAUCAAAACAAGGCAUUCCCUGAGACUUUAUUUCAUCACUUGCUCCGAGCUUUGAUUCACCCUGACCAUGAAAUACGACUUGGGGCUCACCGCAUCUUUUCUGUUGUUCUCGUGCCAUCUUCAGUUGCCCCUUGUCAAUCCUUAACCAUACCUAAACCGAAGAAAGGUUUAGAACUUCGAACUCUUUCAAGAACUGUCUCAGUCUUUUCUUCCUCAGCUGCCCUUUUUGAGAAGAUAAGGAAGGAGAAUACUUACUUUAAGGAGAAGGGCUACCAAGACCAUGAAGAAGCUGUUCUUGAGAGUGAACAAAUUAGGAAUGGGAUGCUUGAUACUUUGAAAUUCUCAAAAAGUCGCGUCUACUCUAUGAAAAAUCCUCCUACACCUAUAACUCCAGAUGAAAAUUCUGUGAGUGAUUCUGACAAGGAAGCAGCACAGGAAUCUGCUUCUUUAAGGCUGAACAGCCGUCAGAUUAGUCUCAUGCUGACAUCAAUUUUUGCACAGUCUGUGUCUCCUUCAAAUACACCCGAAAACUAUGAAGCAAUUGCUCAUACAUAUAGCCUGGUUUUGCUGUUCUCUCGAGCAAAGAAUUCUAGUCAUGAGUCUUUAAUACGAAGCUUUCAGCUUGCAUUUUCCUUGAGAAACAUUGGUGUUAAUGCAGCAGUGCCACUCCCACCAUCACGUCUUAGGUCACUCUUUACCUUGGCAACCUCAAUGAUCCUCUUUUCAUCGAAAGCCUAUAAUAUUGUUCCACUUGUUCAGCGUGCCAAGAUGGUGCUUACAGAAAAAAUGGUUGACCCAUUUUUGCAAUUGGUUGGGGAUAGGAAGUUGAAGUCUGUUAAUGCUGAAACCAACAACCUCACAAAUCGUUAUGGAUCUAAGGAGGAUGAUGAUUCUGCUCUGAAAUUUCUUUCAGCAAUGGAUGUCACGGGAGACCAAAGCAAGGAAUCCUUUGCUGCUGAGAUUGUUAAGAGCUUGGAAAAUUUGUCGAAUACUGAAAUGUCCAGCGUCUAUAAGGAGCUGCUUAAUGAAUUCUCACCUGAUGAAGUACAUCCAUUGGGAGGCCAGUUUAUGGAUAAUCUAGAUCAGCAGCGUGCUUCGGUGGUAACCAUUGAUGACGAUUUAUUUCUAGAUUCCUCAGACGCUCUAGCCAAAACUAAUAAGGCAGUGGUCUUCCAAGACCCCAAACUUUUGAGUGUCAAUCAGCUUAUUGAAUCGGUCUUGGACUCUGCACAUCAAGUUGGAAGAGUCUCUGUAACUGCACCCGAUGCAACUUAUAAGGAAAUGGUUAAUCACUGUGAGACACUUCUAAUUGGAAAGCAAAGGAUGUCCAAUGUGAUGAGUGCCCAAAUAAAACAGGAGAGCUUGGUUAACGCCCAACAGAAUCGUGGCGAGGAGGCAAAAAAGGCUGGCAAUUCUUUCCAUAAUCUAAACAUAAGUACAAUCCCGCCAAGCUCGUCAUCCGUUGGGAAUCUUCCAAUGCAAUGUGCAACAGAAUACCAACAUCAUCCCAACUUCUUCAGGUUACCACCCUCAUGCCCAUAUGAUAACUUCCUAAAAGCUGCUGGUUGUUGAUACUAAUGAAGCAUGAGAACGAACUUCUUCCUCAGCUAGACAAGAAAACUGCCUUAGGCCUCACAGUUCAAGGAACAUACAUAAACUAUUCUUAAAAGACAGCAGGUUCCUGCAGCAUUGCAGCGUCAGAAAUGCGAGCAAGAUUGGUUGAUCUUGUUAAGUUUCCUAUUAAAUUCUUUAAUUCUUUAACCUUUCUUGCUUGUCUCUGUAAGAUUUUGUGCAGUGACUUGCAAUUUGCUUCUUCAAUCACUUGGAGAUUGAGCUUACAAUCAAGGGUUCAAUCUUCUUAGUAUAUAAAGAAAAAUUAUAUGUUAAUAUGUCACUCUUUCCAUCAAUGGAGAGGGAUAGAGAGUGUAAAAUUCAGACUUGUAAUCACAUACAUAUAAUAUAUUUAUUUUGAGGGAUGCAAGUUUAACAGGAUCAAAUCCUGUAUUAUUCUACAGGUUAGGGUUUUUUUUUUCUUUGUUUACUGCUAGGUGAUAUAAUGGAUAUGUCAAGAUUGAGAGAUUCAUGAGGAAGCAAAAUAGAUUUUUGCUAUUGUUCCCAAUGCCUCCAUGGAUCAAAUAUUAUUAAUUCAUUAUGUUAUUUCUCUC